Messenger RNA from Zymoseptoria tritici IPO323, 1152 nucleotides. RefSeq lists its product as uncharacterized. Bases 1 to 861 code for a protein of 286 amino acids. The record is from RefSeq and is a predicted model, not a curated record. NCBI's taxonomy places the organism in Eukaryota, Fungi, Ascomycota, Dothideomycetes, Mycosphaerellales, Mycosphaerellaceae. Gene Ontology annotation, molecular function: oxidoreductase activity. The transcript is spliced from 4 exons.
AUGAGUGAAGCAAUCAUCCGUCCAGUCCGGCACUUUCACAACCGUGUCGCCAUUGUGACCGGUGCCGGAGCUCACGGCGAUGGCAUCGGGAAUGGACGUGCUGCGGCCAUCUUGCUCGCAGAGGAGGGAUGUUCAGUCGUCUGUGUGGACUUGAAAAUCGAGUUAGCAGAGAAGACGGUUGAGAUGAUCAAGGAGGACGGUAAAGGCAAGGCCAUGGCCAUCAAGGCGAAUGUGGCGGACGAAGAAGAUUGUAAGAGGGUGGUGGAUGAAGCUGUAAAGCAGUGGGGAAGGUUGGAUAUCCUCGUCAACACCGUGGGUAUUGGAGGUGCAUCCGGGACGGCAGUCGACGUGGAUAUGGUCGAAUGGGCGAAGAGCAUGGAGGUCAACGUAGCAUCAAUGGUCAUGAUGUCAAAGUACGCAAUUCCUGUAAUGAAGAAGAACGAUGGGCAAUGGCGAGGAAGUAUUGUGAAUAUGGCCUCUGUUGCUGGCAUCCGAGGUGGCAAUCCUCAUCUGCUCUAUCCUACGAGUAAAGGCGCUAUUGUUAACAUGACGCGGGCAAUGGCCUCGCAUCACGCUCCUGAUGGGAUUCGAGUGAACUGUGUUUGUCCUGGCAUGGUCUACACUCCACACAUGGGCGGAUAUGAUGGUGGUAUGAGCGAUGCGGCUCGAGCAUCGCGGAAGAACAGGAGUCUUCUGAAGACCGAGGGCAAUGGGUGGGAUGUCGGCGCUGCGAUCAGGUUCUUGGCUGGAGAUGAAGCUCGAUGGAUGACCGGCGUUAUACUUCCCGUGGACGCUGGCUCGACCGUUGCCACGGGAUCUGACCUUCCUCCCGAUGCGAAUCAUCACCCGAAGUCGACGUAGAUGCCGUACCAUGGCCAGACAUGCCAGAUCUGAUGACAGGGGAUGUCGUGGAUCAUCAAGCAUCCACCUUGUCCUUCACCGUCUGCAUGAUCCUCCUGUGAAGUUCCGCAGCAGCAGCCACAUGUGCCUCCAGCUUCGGGUGAUACGGUACCAUUCCCUCGAUGAACAUCUCCAACUCGAAGCCAGUCACCCAGGGCUGCUUACUCCCUACUUCAUGUCCUGCACUCAGCUUCGACAUCUCCACCAGCACAACGCCCCCUCUAGAUUCCGCCGCAUUGCGAUACGCCCUCG